CUCAGUCACAGUGAACGAGUUCCGCUGUCACAACAAACAACAAUGACAGACUCAGGGCCAAAGUUCAAAAUAAUCAAGUUUUUAAAGAUUAUUAUCAGCAGUUUCCUCAUUACAGUCCUGCUGUUAUUCACCAUAGCAUCUAUCAGGACGCUUUCACUGGACGUUAAUGUCGGACUUCAACUCGCACAAUGGGAAAAGACCAGUAACAUCUCUCUUGCCAUAGACCAGCACCACAGAGAGAAGCUGCUUGCAAAUUUCAAAGAGGCUAUCCGGAUCCCCACUGUGUCAUUCUCAGAGAAGGAGAGCAACACCACCGCGCUGCUUCACUUUGACAGGUUCAUCCGAAAAGCCUUCCCCACAGUUUUCUCUUCAAGCUUGGUUCGUCAUGAAUUGGUGGCCAAUUACAGCCACCUGUUUUGGGUGCAAGGAUCACAGCCUGACCUGGUGCCGUACCUGCUGCUGGCUCACAUCGAUGUAGUACCUGCCACAGAGUCAGAUGGCUGGGAGGCCCCACCUUUUUCUGCUGAGGAGAUAGAUGGCUUCAUCUAUGGUAGAGGGACCAUAGACGACAAGGGCUCUUUAAUGGGAAUACUUCAGGCACUGGAGUACUUGCUGAUAAAAGGCUAUGCUCCACGCAGAGGAUUUUACAUCGGUUUUGGUCAUGAUGAAGAAGUCGGUGGUUACAAAGGAGCGAUGAACAUGGUGCGUGUCCUGAAGCAGCGUGGUUUGCAGCUGUUGUUUGUCCUGGAUGAGGGCCUUGCUGUGCUUGAUGGAGUCAUCAGUGGUCUUGACGGACCCGCUGCUCUAAUUGGGAUAAGUGAAAAGGGUGCGGCCACUGUGAAGCUUAGUGUGUCUACCGUCCCUAGUCACUCUUCAAUGCCUCCCAGGGAGACCAGCAUUGGGAUCUUAGCUGCAGCAGUCAAAAGACUAGAGGAGAACCCUAUGCCGAGAUUUUUUGGUCAUGGUCCUGAAUAUGGAACAUUUGAGCAUCUGGCGCACAAGUUCGGGCUCCCAGUGAAGUUCAUAAUGUCAAAUUUGUGGCUGUUUGCCCCGCUCCUUAGCAGGGUUUUGGAGAGAAAACCAGACACUAAUGCUUUUGUAAGGACAACAACAGCAGUCACCAUGUUUAAUGCCGGAGUUAAGGUGAAUAUCAUCCCUUCUCUUGCUGAAGCUUAUGUAAAUCUACGAAUCCACUCAGCGCAGUCAUUACAAGAGGUCCUGGACCUAAUCCAGUCUACAGUGGGGGACCAGCGAGUGAAGAUAGAGUUGAUUGAAGGGUUUGACCCUCUGCCUGUUAGCUCUGAUGAUGAAAAGUCCUUUGGCUACCAGAUCAUUAAGAAAACAGUGCUGGACAUGUUUCCAACUGUUACAGUUGCUCCAGGCAUCUGUAUUGGGAACACAGACAGUCGACACUUCAAAGACCUGACGAACGAUAUUUAUCGCUUCGCUCCUGUCUGGUUUAAACCAGGUGAUGCUCAGAGAUUCCAUGGCAUCAAUGAACGGAUUUCCAAAAAGAACUACGAGGACCUUGUAGUAUUUUACUCCAGUCUGAUUCAAAAUUGUGACAUUCAGAAGCUCCCUGAGCCUCACAGUUCUGCCCAUGAACUCUAAGGAAUAUAAAGUUUAAGUAACAAAUUAUACAAAUGCAAUUCAAUGAUAUUUGUUAUAUUUUCAGUCUGAAUAAUUUCAACAGCAACCAACAAGACCUUGGCUUAAUGUAUAGUUGCUAAAUUUAAAACAAAAUGAUGUGAUUCUGCAUUUUACAGCCAGAAGGUGCAAUUUUACAUUAUCCUGUAAUUGUAGCUUUACAGUAAGCAAUGGACUUAUUUUAAUAAUGUUUGAUGACAUACAGUACUGACCUCUUUGCGAAGAAAUGAUCAUGGGAUAACUACAUGGAGCUCCUUUGCAUUUGUGACGAAAAAUGUGCGGAAGACUGCUGUAAUGAUUUUUGGAUUUAAAAUCAUGAUGGUAUAAUUUUACGAAAUGACCAUUUUUGUUGAGCUGCUAAGAAUACUGUAGUACUUGAAAUUAUGAUGGUGAAUAUGACUUUAAUGACAUGACUGCAUAAACAUUUUUUGGUUGAAUAUAACAAAAACAUGCUUCUUACAGUGGAAAUGCUGAGUGGUGACAUUAUUCAAGUACAGUGGUUUUUAAAGAGUUCUGUACUAGGCUUGGGCGAUAUCUAUUUUUUCCAGACCUUCCUGAAAUUUCACCAAGGUAUACGGCAUGUGACAGUUAUGACGGUAUUAGUGUUCAAACAAUCACCAACACUGUUUUGGUUGAAAUUAACCCUUAAUUUGCUAAAUUAAAAUGUGAAGACAUGC
Messenger RNA from Epinephelus moara (kelp grouper), 2324 nucleotides. RefSeq names its product peptidase M20 domain containing 1, tandem duplicate 2 (gene pm20d1.2). Gene Ontology annotation, biological process: amino acid metabolic process. Bases 43 to 1611 code for a protein of 522 amino acids. The record is from RefSeq and is a predicted model, not a curated record. The transcript is spliced from 13 exons. NCBI's taxonomy places the organism in Eukaryota, Metazoa, Chordata, Actinopteri, Perciformes, Serranidae. Gene Ontology annotation, molecular function: hydrolase activity, acting on carbon-nitrogen (but not peptide) bonds, in linear amides; metallocarboxypeptidase activity.